AUGGGAGGGAAAAAGAAGAAGACCGCCGUCCCCAUCAAGAAGGAGAGCAAGUACAAAAUACCGGCGCGUUUUGAUUGCCCGCUCUGCGACGCAAAGAACUCCAUUGCCGUGCGACUCGUGCGGAGUAGUGGCUCUGCCAGACUGCAUUGCCGUUCCUGUCGCGCCGGGGCCGGAAAGGAGUUUCCGUUUCUUCCGCUUGAAAAGCCUGUUGAUGUCUUCUUCCGCUUUCGCGAGGAGCUUAUGCGGCAGGACCGCGAUUUUCUGGAAGAACAUCAAAUUGAUACCAACACGACAACAGCGAAAACAGGUCUUGUCCAGUUUAUGCCGAAAGGAGCGGCACGUACGACAGCAGUGACGGGGGCAGCGUCGACGUCACGGAGUGGGGACGUGGCCGCAAUGCAUCGUAUCGAGCUUGAGGAGGAGGAAGAGGAUGAGGAGAAUGGCUUGCACUUCUUCGCACCGGAGGAAGCAUCCGCGGAGUAUGGAGAAGAUGUAGAAGGAGGUAUUGCGCUUUAA
This is a messenger RNA of Trypanosoma cruzi, 516 nucleotides long. RefSeq lists its product as uncharacterized. The transcript has a single exon. The record is from RefSeq and is a predicted model, not a curated record. Gene Ontology annotation, cellular component: transcription elongation factor complex. Gene Ontology annotation, biological process: transcription elongation by RNA polymerase II. Bases 1 to 516 code for a protein of 171 amino acids. Gene Ontology annotation, molecular function: RNA polymerase II complex binding. Lineage: Eukaryota; Euglenozoa; Kinetoplastea; Trypanosomatida; Trypanosomatidae.